Molecule: messenger RNA, 5082 nt
Organism: Drosophila arizonae
Lineage: Eukaryota; Metazoa; Arthropoda; Insecta; Diptera; Drosophilidae
Gene: Tango1
Product: transport and golgi organization 1
Biological process (GO): vesicle cargo loading; protein secretion; endoplasmic reticulum to Golgi vesicle-mediated transport
Cellular component (GO): endoplasmic reticulum membrane; endoplasmic reticulum exit site
Source: RefSeq, a predicted model, not a curated record
GGCAGCACCGAAAAGCAGCUGUUAUGACGAAAAGCCAACUCAGCUAAUGUGAAGAAAUUUUUUAUACACAAAAAAGUUUUGCACACAAACCAAACUACAAUUAGGGCCGCGGAUUAGUCUAAUUAAAUUGUAAGCAGUGCAGAAAUAAAAAACAAUGCAAAAUGCGGCCAACAAACGCAAAUGCCCCAACCAAGACGCUGUGGAGUGACUUGCCCGUCUACUUGGCCAUCGCCUUAACACUUUCCCUUUCAAGUCUUCCAACGACGUGGGCUUUGUCCGACAAAAGACUGUGCGCUGACGAAAAAUGUGAACAGAUCAUCUCAUUAGGUAGUGCUAAGAUCAAUUAUGCAUCUGGUGAGAAUGGAAUGCUGUCGUUCAAGACACAUGCGCCGGUUCGCAUCAUGUCCAAAAGCGCCGGCAGCGAGCCCAAGCUGUGGGGCGUCGAGAUUAAUGGACGUCGCGGUUAUGCCAACAAGGACUACAUCAUGGAGAAGAAAAUUCUGAUUAAAGAUGGCGACCUUAAAUAUGAAGUGCCUGUGGUUUGGCCACCCAAACCACCAGCAGCAGCAGCAACGUCCGUCGCUCCAGCAGAUACACCCGCCGCUCCAGCAGCAGCAGCCGUCGCUCCAGAAGCAGUUCCCAUUGCCAGUAAGGCACAGGCAGAACAGAAGCCACAGCAGUCGUUGGAACAAGUGCAUCCGGUGCAGCCAGUGCUCAAUGCUUCCGAAACAAGUGAAGAUAUAGCAACAACAACCACUUCACCGCUGGACACGCUUAAGCUGGCCAUUCUGACGGAGCAGGAGCAGAGCACCAGCGGCAGCAAUGAAGUGCCUUCACCCAUAACCCCUGUGCAGCCCAACUUACUACUGGUUGAUGGCACGGAACUACCGCUGGAGGCUGUGCCCGCUCUAACGGAACGAAGUCAGAAUGCUUCGCAUGCGGACGAAAUCAAAACGGCAACCAAGAGCAACAAUGCUGAGUUGGCAGAGGACCUCACGACAAGCGACGACGAAUUCGAUUACGAGGACGACGAAGAGAGUUUGAACGACGACGAAGACAACGACAACGAGGCGACGCUGGACAGCAAAUUCAACGACAAGCAAUACGACUCGAAUGCACAGAGCAAAGCAACUGAUGAGGCAACUGCAACGGCAACAACUCCAGCUGCAAUUACAGCGAGAGCUGACCUACCAAAGGGAGUAAAUGAAGCUGAUUCGCAGCCGCAAGGUAACCAAGCGCAGCCAGAAAUAUCUGCCAAGCCAAUCGACGCUCCGUUGCUUGUAGAAACGCGCAACGUGAACGCAGUUCUCGAAGAUGAGCCGCUGCAGACAGAGUCACAAGCUAAAGCAGCCGAAGAGUUGAGACAGAAAGAAAAAAUAAUGGAAAUACAAUCUGCAUCAGAAGCCAAUAAAAUUGAUAAUAAUAUUAAUUUAUUUAACAUUGAGCCGAAACUUCAGACGAUGUCCCGGCAAAUCACUGAACCAAACACUCAGGAAAAAGUCGCCGCUGCUGCCUUACCUAGCCAAACAGAACCUGUAACUGAAGCAACAAUUGAGCAGAAGAUUGAAAUAGCCGAGCAAUUGGAAGAUGCAGCAAAAGUAAAUAGCAGCAACAUAUUGGUGGAAGGAGAAAUCAAUGCGGAACAGCUGCGAGAGCCACAACCAGAGGCCAAACCAGCUCAAACAAGUGGGAAAGAAGACGUUAAGGUGGAUGUCGAAGUAGCCACUGCACCAAAAGUUGAAGAUGCCAUUGCGCCCAAUGAAGCACCUCAGCAGCAAGGGAAAAUCGAUGCAGAAGCAGCACAGCCAAAGACAGAAGAGAUUGUGACUCCUGCAGUGCCACAAGCAGCCGAAUUGGUGGGCAGCUCAACGGCCGGCUCCACUGUGGAGCCAACGGUGGCGCCCAUUUUGCCAUCAUUAUUCAACCAGCAGCAUUUCAAUAACCCAAACGAAUACUACAAACAGCUGCUAGAACAGCAAAAGCAACAGCCACAGGAACAGCAACAGCAGCUACCACAGGGACAGCAACAGCAACAACCACAGGAACAGCAACAGCUGCAACCACAGGGACAGCAACAGCAACAACCACAGGAACAGCAACAGCAGCAACAGCAGCAACCACAGGGACAGCAACAACAACAACCACAGCAGAAGGAGGUAGAAGAUCAGCAGGACAACAAACAAAAGGAACAGGAAAAGCUACAGCAACAACUGCAGAACGAAGAGCAACUGCGGCAGCAGAAACAGGAGGAAGAGGAGUAUGAGAAAUUGAAACAAAAGGAGGAAGAAGAACGACAAAGGGAGGAAGCACAGCGCCAACAGAAGUUAAAAGAGCAGCAGGAGGAGGAAGAGAAGCUGCGACUGCAGGUAGAGGAACAGCGAAAAGAACAGUUGCGAGAGCAAGAGCAAAGGCGACAACAGUUGCAGCAGGAGCGAGAACAGCAACAGCGAGAACUGCAGGAGGAGCUGAAACGUCAGCGCGAGAAGCAAAAGCAACAGCAAGAGGAGCACGUACAGCACACCACGCCGUCUGCAAGCGCAUUCGAUAAUCCCUAUGAUGCAGUGUACCAGGCGGAGCCAACUGCAGCGCCGGCAGCUGCAACUGGUUCGGUGGAGCCAAUUGGCCUGCCGGCAGUGCCCGCCGAGACCCCCAAAGAAGAGGCUGCAUCCGGCCUGGGAUUAUUUGGCACCAUUAUGAACACUGUCAACUCAUUUAUAUCCAACGAACAUCACAAGGAACCCAAGACAGAGCCGCUAACGGGCAGCGAUGAACUGCAUCGCUUGCUUUAUCCAGAUGCGCCAAAUUCAAAGGAAGAUUCCUUCUCUGAGGGCUACUGCACGCGUCCCUCGGAUUCCAACUGUCAUGCCUCCAUUACCCUGGACAACUUUGUGGAGGUGUUGGCCGCGAAAGUGCUGGACCACAGCCUGUUGCUGCUCUGUGUGGUCAUCGCGGCUGCCUCGUCGCUGUUCUUCCUGUUCACGUACUAUUGUUUCUGCAACAGCAGCCAGGAGGGUGCGCUGCUGUCCAAGCUGAAUCAUCUGGAGCGCAGUUUGUUGGCGGCACACAAGGAGAACCUCAUCAUAAAGCACGAUCUGAUGACAACGCGCACCAAACUGUCCAGCAUUGAGGAUAAUUCCUUUGGCUCAAAUGAUAUGGUCGCCGCCUUGAAGAAACAACUCGAAGCGGAACUCUAUGAGAAGGCGCAGCUGCAGGAGCAGGUUAGCUCCCUGGAGAAGGAUUUGGAUAAUGCAGCCGAAGCUGGCUUGGAGCUGAAUAAAAUGCUGUCCGAAGUUUUGAAUAGCCAAAAUGGUGACGAGGCUUUCAUGAACACCGUCGACGAGCUGCAGCGACAGCUUAACGAUCAAGAAAAGAUCAUCAUUGACAUCAAUGCCAGGUUGGCGGAGAAGAGUCGCGAGAAUAGCGAACUACAAUAUUCGUAUACGGAAUCCACGACGCGCUUGAACAGCGAAAUGAAGUCGCUGCAGCAGGAUAACUACGAACUGGAAAUGGAGAAGUCCAAGCUGCAGACGCGUCUUGACGAAAUCCAAGUGGAAUCCCAACUGGAGCUCUCCAAGGCUUUGGAGGCGCGUAACUUUGAAAUGCAACGGCUGCAGAAACAGAUUAUGGAACUGAAUGCCAAAUACGAUAAGGAGCAUAGUGAACUGCAGACGAGCCUGGCCAAAAUCGAGGCGCUGGAAGAGUGCUUGAAGACGAUCAAGAAGGAUGGCAACGCCAAUGUCAAGGAACUAAUAUCGACGGCCAAAUUGCGUGGCGAACUCAAUGCGUUGCAGCAAAAGUUCAAAGCGUUACAAACCAAACUGGAGCAGGAGAUGGAGAACAAGGCGCGGCUCGAGAGCCAGCUGCAGGCAUCCAGCGCAGACGUGGAGCAGCUCAAACAGGACUUCAAUCAGUCCGAACGCGAUAAGCUGGAGGCGCAAACACGCCUCGAAGUGCUCUCCGGCUAUUUCCGUGAGAAGGAAACACAGCUGCAAAAAGAGCUGAGCUUGCAGGAGUCCAAGUGGCUGCAGCACCAGGGCGAAAAUGCCAGCACUGUGGAGACGCUAACGCUGAUGAAGAACGAAAUUCAGCUGUUGAAAUCUCAAAACGAUGAGCUGCGCGCCGAGAUUGAGGCGCAGAUUGCCUCCCACAAGGCGCAGAUGGGCACGCUGGAGAAUCGUGCACACGAAUCGUGGCUGGCGGCGCGUCAGGCCGAUCGGCGACGGGAGGAGGCGCAGGCUGAAGCCGCCGGCUAUCGGCGUCAGAUGACAGCCAUGGCCAGCGGAGUGGGCGAUGUGUCGGCGGAUGUAUUGGCCACCAAUGGCGGACUGGGCGCGCCGGAGCAGGCAAACGCUCCAUCGCCAGUGCCAUUACCGCUGCCCUUGCCGGGCUCGCCGGGGCUGCUCAACAUGCCCAACCCACUGCCAUUCCUGCCGGCGCCCUUCUCGCCGUUCAUGGGGCUGCCGCCAUUCUUGCCACCACCAGUGGUUGCUGGCGGUGCACGGCCACCGCCGCUCGGCCGCAUGCGCUCGCCGCCGCCGACCUCAUCGUCGCGCGAUCGCUAUUCGCCGCAACGCGACGACCGGGACGACUACAGCGAUGAUGAUGACUACUACGACGAUGAUGAUGAUGAGCACGGCACGGAUCGCCAGAGGCGACACAGCGGCAGCUGGGGCCGCCCACGCCGCGACUCGUACAGGCACUCGCCGCGCACGUUUCGCUCACUGUCGCCAUCAGACAGUCGCUACAAUUACAAUGAGACGGAAACAGACUUUAGUCCGCCGCCCAGCCCGACUCCCCCGCGCAAGAACAGCUCACGCACCGUCAGCGAAGUUUGAAGCAUUGAGGCGGCCCCGUGUACUUCACGAGUAGUGGACAAACGUAUCCUAACCGAGUAGUUGCAGAAACUCAAAACUAGUUCAAAUCUAUGUAUAUUUAUUAUCGAUCAUCGGAUUAACUACGAUUUAGGGGGACUCACAUACUUAUACACAAAAACACACACACACACUCACACGAUUCCCACAUUACGAAUCUGAGACAUUUUCAAAUUAAACAUCAAAUCAAUGGCUCAAUGAGAAAAAUGAU